AGUUUGAGGGAAUUUUCUACUCGCAAUACUUACGGAAAAAUAGAAUGGAUCGUUGGUCAAAUCGCGUUGCUGUGGUUACGGGGGCUAGCUCUGGGAUCGGGGCGGCCUGCUGCAAGGAUUUGGUGGCGAAGGGCUUGGUCGUCGUGGGCUUGGCCCGCCGGGAGGAGCGUUUGAAGCAGCUGAAGGAAUCCCUGCCUGCGGAUCAGCAGGCGAAAUUCCAUGGCCGCAAGUGUGACGUCAGCGUGGAGCAGCAGGUGGUCGAUGCGUUCGCAUGGAUAGAUGAGACUCUCGGUGGGGCGGACGUCUUGGUGAACAACGCGGGCAUUACCACUGGUUCGCUGAUCACGGAUGCCGACAAUGCUGCCGACAUGCGAUCCGUGCUGGACACCAAUGUCCUGGGAUUCGUGUGGUGCGCCCGCGAGGCCUUCAGGUCGCAGCAGAAGCGCAACGUCACCGAUGGCCAUGUGGUGGUUAUCAAUAGCAUUGUGGGCCACAAGAUUCCCGUUAUGCCAGGCUUUGGUUUCAAGAUGUACGCUCCAUCCAAGUUUGCGGUAACCGCUUUGGUGGAGGUCCUGCGACAGGAGUUCCAGCAGAAGAAGACGCAGACCAAGAUUACGAGCAUUAGCCCCGGAGCCGUUGACACUGAAAUCAUUGAUGAAAAAAUCAAGGAGAUCAUACCAAACUUCCCCAUGUUGCGUGCUGAGGAUGUAGCCGAUGCAGUUUCCUACUGCAUCCAAACGCCUCCCAACGUGCAGAUCCAUGAGCUGACCAUCAAGCCAAUCGGUGAAUCGUUUUAAAUGAUGCCUUGGAGGAACUGGAAGUGUCGCAGCUAUAAACGACUGAUUUGUAUCAGCAAUCCAAAAUGGAAGGUGGACAGUAGCAAUGAAAACAUUCUGUUAUUGUGAAAUCCAGAUUGAUGUAAAUAAAGCCUACCAGGAAUCUGGUUUACAGAGAGAACCUAAAUAAA
Drosophila biarmipes is the source of this 967-nucleotide messenger RNA. RefSeq names its product farnesol dehydrogenase. Lineage: Eukaryota; Metazoa; Arthropoda; Insecta; Diptera; Drosophilidae. The transcript has 2 exons. The record is from RefSeq and is a predicted model, not a curated record. The coding region runs from base 45 to 797 and encodes 250 amino acids.